Messenger RNA from Linnemannia hyalina, 1953 nucleotides. Lineage: Eukaryota; Fungi; Mortierellomycota; Mortierellomycetes; Mortierellales; Mortierellaceae. The record is from the annotation of a GenBank genome assembly.
AUGGACCCCCACACAACACCCACCUCCUACAAGAGGAGUAAUCCCAAACCCCGGAAACCCCAACGCCUCCUCGCUACCACCUCAGCCCUCCUCCUCCUCUCCCUCCUCUCUUCUAUCCCUACACCUACACUUGCUCAGGACGGCUUCCCCGUCGGAACCCGUCGAGUCGGCUUCACAACCCUCAACGACGUCCUCUACAUUCAAGGAGGUUUCGAUGUCGAAACCUCAAACCAGUUUGUAUCCCUCGACCUCUCGACCUCCUGGCCCACCACUACUCCUGCAUGGACGAUCCUUAAAGAUGGACAAGCCACCUCUCACCUUACCCUGUCUGCAAUCAGCGCCGGAUCGAACGGUGGAUCCAAGGGCUCGAUCCUCGCGAUCGGUGGAAUGCCCGCCCGUACAGGACCCCCCAGUGUCCUAGCCAUGUACGACAUCAACUCUGCAUCCUGGACAAAUGCCCUCAACAAUGUCAAACCCCCCUACCCAGCUCUCGAAGGUCACGCAGCUGUGUCGGACCCCAAUACCGGAUUGAUCUACAUCAUUGGAGGAUAUAACGGGACGACGACGAACUUCUUGUAUAACACUUUAUCGGUGUAUGAUCCCAAAUCGAGGAUGGUGGCCUCGCAACAGGCAGGGACGGCUGCGAACAGUUUGACGGACGUUGGGGCUGUUUGGUCGACAAAACGGAAUUCGAUCUUGACGUUUGGAGGGUCGAGAGCUCCUCCUGCGGGAACUAAUGCUGUCGGGAAUGAUAUUCUGGAGUAUGAUGUUACUACUAAGGCAUGGAGUACCAUGAGCACCUCUGGUGAUGUACCCCCAGCUCGCUUAGAUCACUGCAUGGCUGUUUCUGAAGACGGCUCAAAGAUCGUCGUAUACGGAGGCACUCUCGACGGCGUCCUCUAUUACAACAGCAUCUACAUCCUCGACCUCAAAUCCGGGAAAUGGAAACAAGGAACUCCCUCUCCAACUGCCCGAACCCGCAUGGCAUGCGCCUUCCACUCAUACCAAUUCAUCGCCUGGGGUGGAUCCACUGGUGCAGCCCGAACCACAAUGCUCAACAACACCCCCGUCGUCUAUGACCUUAACUCUGACAAGUGGGUCGAGAAUUAUAACGUGGACAGUACUGAAAAGAAGACCAACGCCGGCGCGAUUGUGGGGGGUUUGGCGGCCGUGGCGGUGGUGGGUGGAGCGAUCGCGUUCCUGAUGAUCAAGAAGCGGAGGCAGAGACAGACGGAUGAGGCGUAUAAAUCAAAUUCGCUGGCCGCGAAUUUGGCUAGUAUGGAGGACGAUAAUAUCAAAGUCGAGGCGCCCAAUUCUCCACGGAUGGAGUAUGGGAACCAAUACCCUCUCAACAAAAUGGAGAACUCUGCCACCAGCCCCUCACAACAACAACUAUACCCGGCAUACGGAGUCCAAUCCCCAGCAGUCGCAUACCAGCAAUAUGGAGGCGACCAUACCGGAUAUGUCGGAUCCCCUUACCAACAAUACAACGUCGCACUCGGACCAGGUGGGGAAUACGGACCUGACCAAUAUGGCGCCUACCCCUCCCACAUUCAACACCAACAAGGAUACCCACCAGCCCCUGGUACAGGAAACGACUACGCCCAACAACAGAACCCCUUCAUGUCGCCAGAUGACUACCACUCCCAAGCAACAGUCGGCGGCAUGGCCUCGUCAGUGAGCUCCGGAUCCAGUAACCCCUUCACAAAUGCUGCCAAUUCCGCCGCAACACCCACCUUCACGUCAGUCUCAGCUAUAGGCUCCCCGGCUGCAGGGUACCAGACCACACCACGGAUAACCCCUGCACACGACCCCUUCCAAUCGACUCAGAGCUCCCCCUGGAACGGGACUUAUCCUGGUCAGCAGCAGACGAUUCCUUCUCCUGGUGCGCGUGCUCCUCAAGUCAUUCCCGAGAGUGCUACUACUACGAGUUAUGUCCCCCCACCACUGUAA